AUGCUGCUUCUUGCGAUUCAGUUUCUUCUUCUCCAUGGCGCAUCUGCCUUUCCUGCGGCGCAGAAUGUCGCUUCUUGUGACCAUGAUGAUUUGUAUACGUCGCUCUCGAGAGAUGGCGGGGACUUUUGUUCGAGUAUGAUAAGAACGCCCUGCGAGGUGUCGUCGACUCCGACGCAGUUUACGACGUAUUCCUCGGCCAAGUUGUCUUCAUAUUGUGCCUGUCUUGUGACGACCAGCACGUCGUAUGGAACAGCUGUUACUGGUUCCCCGGCUGGCCAAUCCAAUGGUACUGGGCCAUAUACUUCAUGGCCGAGAUCUGAGAAUGGGGAUGAUGAGGGCGCGUCGAAGACCAAUAGCGACGAUGACCAGGCCACAGAAACCGCUAAUGGCUCCGGGGCUCGAUCAACUACUCAGUCAGGCAUUGCUGGUUCAGACACUGGAUCAAUGACGGGACAAGUAACGCGCACGUCGAAAGACGCUUCUCAAGGGACGUCGGCGUCUAACUCUGGCGAUGACGGUUCCAACUCUCACGACCCUGCAAACGGCGGUUCCGGAGGAGCAACAAACUCUGGAGGAGGACAUGCUUCUACUACUGGUGCAAGUGGACAGUCAUCUAAUGGCACAUCUAAUGCCCAGAGCUCAGACACGCGGAUACCGAGCUUCACUUAUACUGAAUCCAUGCCUGUAAUGACCUCUGGGGAUGCAUCUGGCACCGCUGCUUGGAACAGCCCAGUCAAAUCUUCUCAAUGGGGCACCGGAGCUGGAAACCCUCCAUCUGCUACAUCUGGAGUAAUUUCAGGCGGCUUCAACAGCAGCACCAUCAGUCAUAUUGUCAACGCAACGCAGACAGGCCCGCCUCCUCUACCUGCUGCAAACUUCACCCAGGUUACUCGAACGGGCGCCAUUGUCAAGCCAACGUGCUAUCAGAUGCCUGUGCCACAAGGCGGAUCGACACGAAGAGCACUGCUUCACAAUACAAACCUCAGAGAGCAGAAUGCUACUAUCCCAUUCCCAUACAUUGAGUCUGUAGACUUCCAGACAGACGGUGUUGAUCCUUUGUAUCUUACGUUGCGAGAUGCUGCCGAAGGGACCCAUUACAUCGAUGUUUCCAACCGCAGUUACAUCGCCAUUGUGGACUCCCUUUACAACGCCAUGAUCAUUGACGCAAAGGGCAUCCAUUUUUCAACCAAGAAGUGCGAGUAUGAUGUUUCCAUUACAAUUGACUCCAUGUAUCAACAACUUGCUGCGCUGUCUGGGCAAGUCUGUUCGACGGGCAGUCAGCAACGGAAGCGAAUGAAUGAUGCAGACUUUAAUCAGACUCUGUAUCUUCGAGACCAGUGCAAUAAUCCGAUCAAGCAAACUGUGCGGCAAUAUCCAUCGCUCAAGGUUGGAGAAUCAAACUGCAACAGCAUCGAAGUCGAUGAAGACACCGGCCGAUGGCUUUUUGACUGUACAUUCCCCGGCUCGGAUUCGGGUACAAUGAGAUGUGAAUGGGCUGUCAGGAAUGACAUUGAAGAGUUUCUCUUUACGGACCCCUUUGGCGGUGCCUGUCCCGACUUGUCCACCGUCAUCACAACUCUGGAAGCCAACGGCCAGGACUUUAUCAACCCAGAAUCUCUUCGCACGGAGCUCUACAACCAGGGCCUCGACGAUGCGCAAAAAGCAGAAGCCAACCUCAUGGUCAUCUACUACGAUCAACUCUGGGAGAUCCUGAAGCAGGCCUUCUCCAAGCUUCGCACGCAGCCACCCGGCAAGGCGAGCGCCAUCCAAGAGUACAUCGACGUGUACAACCACUACCGCAACUUUGAGGACGACAUCUGCGAGGAUCUCCACGCCGGGGACAUGCCCCUGAAGAUGAGCCUCCGCGCAGGCGUAACCACCAUCGACGCCCUCGCGAGACUCAACUGGGCGCCCGAGAACCCGAAGCCGUUCAACGUCACGGUCCAGGAUCCAUCCCAGCUCGCGUGCUGCAGCCCCGGAAGCGACGCCAAGAAGGACGAGACCAACGGCACGUGUGCGUAUCCCGUCAGCGCUCACCUGGGCGAUACGGGCUGCGUCUGCGGAAAGACGGCCUCGGGAGCGUCUGUGGCGUUUGAGAUUACCGAGUGCGACAACUUUGUGAGUGAGUGUGAGAAGGAUGAUGACUGUUCCAGGGCUGGACACCCGACAUUUAUUUGUCUGACUGGGAGUUGCUGUGGAGGCGGAGUUUGUGCUGAUCCGUACGAGUGUGCGCAGAAUGGGUCUGCCUUGGUGAGGCCGAGUCUCUUCUUUUGA
Molecule: messenger RNA, 2274 nt
Organism: Trichoderma atroviride IMI 206040
Lineage: Eukaryota; Fungi; Ascomycota; Sordariomycetes; Hypocreales; Hypocreaceae
Source: RefSeq, a predicted model, not a curated record